Molecule: messenger RNA, 933 nt
Organism: Talaromyces stipitatus ATCC 10500
Lineage: Eukaryota; Fungi; Ascomycota; Eurotiomycetes; Eurotiales; Trichocomaceae
Product: mating-type switch/DNA repair protein Swi10/Rad10, putative
Exons: 2
Coding region: 1-933 (310 amino acids)
Biological process (GO): nucleotide-excision repair; meiotic mismatch repair; UV-damage excision repair
Cellular component (GO): nucleus; nucleotide-excision repair factor 1 complex; ERCC4-ERCC1 complex
Molecular function (GO): single-stranded DNA binding; damaged DNA binding
Source: RefSeq, a predicted model, not a curated record
AUGGCGGAUGCAUCGAAGAUGAACGUGGACACGCCCAACAGACCAAAUGCGACUACAACCAAAGUACAACAGCCCAAACCCCAAGCCCUUCCAAAUCGCGCCGCCCCUUCUGCCAUCCUUGUCUCGUCUCGCCAGAAAGGAAACCCAAUACUGAACCAUGUGAAGCUAGUGCCGUGGGAAUAUGCGGAUAUACCGGCUGAUUACGUCCUGGGUGCUACAACCUGCGCUCUAUUCCUCUCGCUGAAGUACCAUCGACUCCAUCCUGAAUACAUCUACUCUCACAUCCCGAAUCAUGAAGAAACGUUGAAAGAAUUAUCCAAAACAUCUAUAGUCAACAACGUGACUCUGAUAUUAUGCUGGUCAGCGCCUGAAGCAGCACAUUAUCUGGAACUUUUCAAGUCUUCUGAAAACGCUCAACCGACGGCUAUUCGCUCGCAACAAGCGCAGUCCUAUCGAGAAAGCGUCAUUGAGUUCAUUACUGCACCACGAAGCGUGAACAAAUCCGAUGCGGCGAGUUUAAUGUCUACAUUUGGCAGUCUGCAGGCAGCUGUGAAUGCACAACCGGAACAGAUCAGUGCUGUUCCUGGAUGGGGGGAGAAGAAAGUGAAACAAUGGUGUACCGCCGUUCGAGAGGACUUUAGAGUUGAGUCUUCCAGGAAAAAGGUUGCUCUGCCUAGAGACUUGGGUGCUGCUGUUGGAAAUGGUGCGGGUACGACAUCGGCAGCGGGCGAUGUUGACGAAGACGUUGAAGAUAUUAUAGAUGAUGAGAAUGCUGAAUAUAUUCUGCUUGCUUCAGCUCGUAAAGUCCGUGAACUGCAGAUUGAGCAACAGGCACCAAGCGAAGGGCCGCCGAAGAAGAAAGAUCAACAAGAAGAAGGCUUGAGUGAAGGGGUCAUGGAUGCGCUAGCCAAAUUACGGAAACAUGGUGCUUAA